Messenger RNA from Talaromyces marneffei, 1398 nucleotides. RefSeq lists its product as uncharacterized. NCBI's taxonomy places the organism in Eukaryota, Fungi, Ascomycota, Eurotiomycetes, Eurotiales, Trichocomaceae. Bases 1 to 1398 code for a protein of 465 amino acids. Gene Ontology annotation, cellular component: mitochondrion; cytoplasm. The transcript is spliced from 3 exons. Gene Ontology annotation, biological process: protein lipoylation. Gene Ontology annotation, molecular function: lipoyltransferase activity. The record is from RefSeq and is a predicted model, not a curated record.
AUGCUGCUUCCACUCCGGCACUCAUCAUGCGUGCUCUCAAUUCGAUCUGCAUAUAGUCGCCUCGCAGCGACUCGCACACUAACAACACUCGCUUCCUCCGCGUUCGCCGAAAUCGUCUCUCGGAGCUCAUCCAAGCAUCAGAUCUACCAGUCGCUCUCGUCCGACCCGUUUGUCAAUCUCUCAAUUGAGCAAUAUCUUCUCCAGAAGACGCCAGAGGAUUCCAAUGUUUUGUUCUUGUAUGUCAAUCGGCCUUGUGUCGUGGUCGGUCGAAAUCAGAACCCUUGGCUUGAGACGAAUUUGAAGGCUUUGCAGAAGAUAGACGCAUCCGGGUCCGAAGUUUCAUCGUGUAAUGUGCUAUAUGUGCGACGACAUUCAGGCGGAGGCGCAGUGUUCCAUGAUGAAGGCAACCUGAAUUACAGCGUCAUCUGUCCCCGCGAAGUCUUCACCCGCGACCGACAUGCGGAGAUGGUGGCACGCGCACUCCAAAAAAUCGGCGCAGUAAACGCCAUGGUCAACGAGCGACACGACAUCGUGCUGACUCAAAACCCCAAGGACUCUGCACGACAGAAAAAUGCUACCGGAAUCGAAGACCCGCCGGAAGAGUCGACUCCGCAAGCCCUUAAGGUCUCCGGCUCAGCGUUCAAAUUGACUCGAAACCGAGCAUUGCAUCAUGGGACUUGUUUACUCGACUCGCCUAAUAUUAACAAUCUGGGUGCGUUUUUGAGAUCUCCCGCUAGACCGUAUAUCCUCGCAAAGGGCGUGAGUAGCGUGCGAUCUCCCGUCGGAAAUGUCUCGGCAGGACUGGUCGAUUCCGCGGAGCCGUUUUCGAUGCAGCGCACUAUCGUCAAUAUAAUGGAUGAAUUCGCGCGACUAUAUGACACUGGCAGUGAAGUUCGGGAUUGCGCGAAUCGGUUGAAUAUGAAUGAGAGCGAGUUUAAUGCUGGUGAUAAUUGGGUUGCGGGUACUGUGGGAGAGGUACAGUUACAGGAGGUACCAGAGAUUCAGAAUACGUCUCAGACGAUGAAGUCGACCGACUUCAAAUUCCUCCAAACGCCCGAAUUUACCUUCUCAACUUUUCCCACAGAGGAAGAUCCAAGGCUGCGGCCUCCACUACCAAGUUCUCUACCUCCUUCGACAAGAAUAUUUCUCCGCGCCAAAAAGGGCAUCAUCCUAGAAGCAUCAAUAUCCACCUCGACCGAAGCGGACACCAUCCAAGAACAACAACGGCACAGCUCUGAGAAGUUAAUCAACAAAACACUUCACGAAAUGGAUGAGCAGUCUUGGAGAGCAAUGGUGGAUUCCGUGGUGGCUAUUGAUUGCGAUGGACAGGAACAGAGACUGGUAGAUGCAGUGGUUGAUGAUUUGACGGCAUUUAUAUGCGAGAAGUUUGGUGUAUGA